Molecule: messenger RNA, 11958 nt
Organism: Linum tenue
Lineage: Eukaryota; Viridiplantae; Streptophyta; Magnoliopsida; Malpighiales; Linaceae
Source: the annotation of a GenBank genome assembly
UUCUCCUUCUCUUCGCCCACUAAGAACAAGACACGCUCUCUCUCUCUCUCUCUCUCUGUUUCUUGGUCGGACUCGGAGCUCAAAAACCCUUCCGCCAUUUCUCUCCUCCCUUCUUCCUCCUCCUUCAUUCCCACCGUCUCUCGAGCUCCUUCUCCAAUGGACGAAGACGACGAAUUCGGAGAUCUCUACACCGAUGUCCUCCAGCCUUUCUCCAACUCCUCAACCUCCGCUCUACCGCCGCCACAGCCGCUGCUUCAGCUCCAGCCGAAACGGGCUUCCCCGCCGCCUCCGCCUCCCUCGUCGUCAUCCGUCGAUCUCAAUCCCGACGACGAUGACGAGAUUCUCUACGGCGCAUCCGGGCGUGGUGAUCAAACCCUAGUGAAUUCCGCCCCCAAUUCGAGGCCCGAUGGAAAGCUCUCGGUCAUGGUCGGCGGCGGUUCCGAUUCACGAUUGGGGAUUAAUAAUAAGGGUUUGGAGGCGAGGGGAAUUUCCACCGAUUUUCUAUCCGGGGAGCCGGAUAAAGAUUUGGAUUUUGAUAUCGAGGAAGGUGGGAAUGCUGGGGAGGAUUCGGGUCUCCUCAUUCCUGGACUUGGGGUUGAUAUGGUGGAGGACUCGAAGCAGAAUGGAGCGGCGGCGGGUGUUGGUGGCAUGGGUGGCAGCGGCCGAGGGGUUAAGGAGGGGGGAGAUGAAGAGUGGGACGAGGAAGACAGUGAUAGUGAAGACGAUCUGCAGAUAGUGUUGAACGAUACUGGGCCGAUGGGAAUGGACAGAGGCAUGAUGGGCGAUGGAGAAGAAGAUGAAGAUGACGACGGCGACCCUUUGGUGAUUGUGGCAGAUGGAGACCCGAACCAGGGUAUGGGGGAGCCGGAUUGGGGCGGCGGAGAUGAAGCAGCGGCUGAUGCUGGAGGUGAAGGAGGGGACAAGAAGGAAGGAGGAGAGGCAGCUGGGAAAGGAAAUGCUAUGGUGGCCGGAGCGAAGAUUGGAUAUAACAAUCACGGAUAUCAUCACACAUUUCAUUCCCAGUUUAAGUAUGUGAGGCCAGGUGCAGCACCAAUGCCAGGUGUUACCACUGGUCCUCCUGGAGCACCAGGUCAGCUUCGUCCUCCGAUCAGCUUAGGUUCUAUGCCGGGUCGGGGUAGAGGUGAUUGGCGCCCAAUGGGUAAUAAAAGUGGCCCUCCAAUGCAAAAGGGCUUCCCAGGUUAUGGUGGAUGGGGCAACAACAUGGGUGGGCGUGGUUUUGGUGGAGGACUGGAUUUCACACUUCCUUCUCACAAGACAAUAUUUGAUGUUGACAUUGACAACUUUGAGGAAAAGCCUUGGAAAUAUCCUGGUGUUGAUAUAACAGACUUCUUCAACUUUGGGUUAAAUGAGGAAAGCUGGAAAGAUUAUUGCAGACAGUUGGAACAGCAUCGUUUAGAGACUACCAUGCAAAGCAAAAUCCGUGUUUAUGAAAGCGGGAGGGCUGAGCAGGAAUUUGAUCCUGAUUUGCCCCCAGAAUUAGCAGCAGCAGCUGGAGGCCAUGAUGUUUCAGUUGACAAUUCAAAUAUCGGAAAGACGGAUUUGGGCCAAAGUGAUUUAGCAAAAGGAUCUGCUCGUGCUCGGCCACCUAUACCAACUGGUAGGCCGAUACCAGUUGAGACUGGUUUUAGUGACCGCCAACCCUCCAUCGACACUCGGCCACCUCGUCUUCGUGAUUCUGAUGCAAUCAUCGAGAUUCAACUGCAGGGCUCACUUGAAGAUGAUUCCUCAGGAAAUGAUGCUCUUGAUGGGGAGAACUCAGGAGGGAGCAAUAGAGGUAGUCGGGUGCCUGAUGAUCAUGAGGUGAUGGCACCAAAAGCAGAAGAUUUUGUUGAUCCCUCACAGGCUCAUCCCAACUUAAAGGGCGGAAGAAAGGCUCCGUAUAUGGAUAAGGACACUGAUGGAGAUGUGCCUCGUGCCUCUCAAUCUGACGCACCAAGUAGAUAUCGUCCCAGUUUUAGGGGCCAGGCUCCUGUCUACCCUGGUGGAGAUUUGGGCACUUCUCAUGAAGAGAGGCGGAAACAAAGAACAAAUGGCAGGUCUCCUCAUUUGACUUCUAGUAGAAGCGCAGACGAAGAGUCGGUUGAAAGCAUGGGUGGCGACGGCAGGCGUAGUAGUCAGCAGUUAUCAUCUCCCACUAAUGGCAGGGAGGUUAGAGAGUCUAGCGUCGGAGACAAGGAUUGUCUUGAUGCUGUGGGUGACUUCUUACCAGCUGAAGGAAGCUCUGGAAUAGCAAAGGGUGGAACUGGGCCAAAUGACUUUGGGAAAGAUAGAAGUACAUAUCAUUCCAAAAAGAAACAGCGAGUUGAGCGUUCCUCUGAUAUACCACUCCAAGAAGACGAUGCUCAGGAAGAGGAGGAUUCUAAAGCUGCUAGAAGCAGUGAAAACAGUAAAGCAAGGUCCAGCAGUAGUAGCAAAGACUAUCAUCAGAAAUGGCAGGAUGGUGUUGACGAUGAAGUCGUUCAAGGUGGUGGGCGAUCUACAUCUAUCCGGCCUGGCAGCAGCAUCAAGAGGCAUCCUAAAGACAUGGAUGGAAGGCAAGAGACAGAAAGAAGUCGUGUAUUGAGUAAAAGCAGGGAAGGGUCCUAUACUCGCAAGGAAUUGGAUCCUAGCAUUGUAGGCAAUCACUUGCAGUCCAAAGGCGAGGGCUAUGAUCGAAGAAAGGAUCGUGAUAAUCUUGAUGGAGCUUGGCAGCAGCGGAGACAGGAAGACUCUAGUGUUCAUAACAGGAAGACCAAACCUGAAGAGAUGAAGAAAAGGGAACGUGGAGAUGAAAUAGGAUCAUCCAGGCACAGAAAGGUUCGAGAAAGUGAGAGGAGUGAGAAAGAUGAACAUCUGAUCUCGAGGAAGCAACUGGAUAAUGGUAACUACAGGGCUCAUUUUGAUAAUAAGGAUGGUGGUGGGUCUAGGCACAGAGGAAGAGAAGACAGCGUGAAGCAUAGAUAUGAAAUUCCGGAGGAUUACCAUAGCAAACGAAAGAAGGAUGAGGAAUACAUAAGAGAAGAGAUGUUGCAUGGCCACAGGGAAAGUAGUAGUAGCCAUAGAAGAAGGGAGAGAGAUGAUCAGCAGAGAAUUCCCCGGGAUUCCAUGGAAGAUUACCAUUCUUCUGGCAGGCAUAAUAAGGAUGAGGCAUGGCUCUCGCGAGAGAGGAAUGAUAAACCGAGGGAAAGAGAAGAGUUAUUAUAUAGACCAAAACAAUCUACCCACGAAGAGCAUUUUUCAAAACGUGAGAAAGACGAGGGUGGACGAGGUUCUGUGAGGAAUGGGCGGGGGAUUGAUGAGAAAGCAUGGAUUGGCAAUGCUCGAGGGAAAGACGAGUACUUCGCUAAAGAUUCUGUUCGGAAUAGUGAACAGCUGAAGAAGAGAGAACGGGUGGAGGAUGUACGAGGAGGAAACCAAGUUAAUAAUAAGGAGAGAAAAUCUUCAAGGCAUGAGAAGGAAAAGUCGAGUGCUCGAACUGAUCGUGCUGUUGAUACUCCUGAUAACCACAGAUCGUCCGACAAGAGACAUAAAGAAGCGACCAAGAAGCUCAAGGAGCCGGAGGGUGCAGAUUACGGGACACUGGGAUCUUCCAUCAGAAGCCGAGAAGACAAGACUAGUCAAGCUAAUAACUCGGAGGUGAAAGACAGCAGUGAUCGCCAGAACGAUAACAAGCAGAAUCAAGUGCAACGGAACUCCUCUAAAAGAGCUAAAGAAGAUGCAUCAUCAGACGAGGAACAACCGGACUCUAAAAAAGGACGCUCGAAACUGGAACGAUGGACGAGCCAUAAGGAGAAGGAGUUCAACAUGAAUAACAAGUCUGCACCAUCUGCGAAAUUAAAAAAUGGAGAUAAGAACGACGAUGGUGGGCCCUCUGAGAAGGUUCAGUCUGUCGAAAGGCAGCACCCGGUGGUGGAAGAGAAGGAUGGUGGUGGCGAUAAUACAGAGAACAAAGAUGGAGACAAGAAGCAGUUAGACGACCGCCACCUGGAAACUGUCGAGAAGUUGAAGAAAAGGAGCGAGCGGUUCAAACUCCCACUGCCCCUUGAAAAAGAUGGGUCUACGACAGUGAAGAAAAUAGAGACCCCGGAUGCAUUGCCACCAAUGCCUCCAGUUAAUAAAACCGAGCCGGUUGCUGAUGCAGAGGUCAAACCUGAGCGUCCUGCUCGGAGAAGAAGGUGGGUAGGGAACUAGAUUCGUCAAGAAUUCUCAGAUGCCUGCUCUUCUAUUAGUGCUGUCACUUACCAUGUUGAGCAGCUUGAUCACGUUAAAGGCUUCACUGAGCUCAAGAUGCCCUCUCAGGAGGAAGGUCGAAAAGCGACGAUCUUGUAACAUGUGUUUGCUUUGAUCUUAUUUAGUUAUUGUUAUAUGUACAUACUGAUAGAUGUAACGCUGAAAACCCCAGCUUAUGCUGCUGCUGCUGCCAUUGUUGGCACGAGAACGAGGAAACCCUUCUGUUUUUUUCUUGUAAGACAAACAUAUCUGUGUUCUUCCCCCAUUUUGGAAGUCGGCCUUCUUUCUGGAUGUGCAGAUGGCUGGAUGUUGAAGCCAUGGAGACCGUCGCCACAUUGGCUCCACCGGUCAGAGUUGAUUCCGAGAGGCUGGAAUCUCCCUGUCAAUGGCCGCUGCUGCGGAGAAGGCGUUGGAUCUAAUCCGACCUUGUAUUAACUGUAUAAGAGAUCUUGUAGUUGUCAGUGUCCUGCUUUUGUAAGUUCUUCAGGCGUUCUAUUUUGUCUUUGAAUUGGAAUGCUGAUAAGGCAGGUAGCGGGAUACCCCCAUAACUUGCAUCUGUAAGACUGUAACGUAGCAACGAGUUUCCAGUUUUUAUAUAUACAGAAGAAAUCCGGUGAAGUUUGCAAACUGGAUGCCAAGAAGAGAGUGAAGGCAGCCGGGAAAUGACCAGUUUGUCACAAACCGAGAAACCUAAGUGACCUAUCUGUUACAUUUUGAAGUUCAAUGAGAAUUCUGUUAUAUUGAUAAACAUGAGGGACUGUUUAAGAUAUUAAAACCUCCAUGUAGUAGUUCAAAGUUCAAACCUCAGAAUUUUAAUUCCGUCUCUCCGCUAACCAUUUCGCGGCAGCGCCGAAGAACUCUACCCAGUACGGAUUCCGGCCGGCAGUCGGCAGAGCAAGUACUUCACUUCUUGAUCCCAGUUGUGAUUCUCGAAUGUCAACGUUGGGACUGCUUUGAAGAAGCCUAAUAGCCCCGAUUUCUGAAAGGCCCUUCGCCAAAAGUUCAAACCUUCCAAUUCAACAACCCACCAAAAUGUCUCUUCGUCGACCACCCUCGCCAAGAAUGGUACUCGACAAUGUCUCCUGCAUGAGAAACGCACAGCAAAUCCUCCGCCACGUCAAUGUCUCGGUCCAUGACGGCAGUGCCAUCGUGCUAACGGGCACCAACGGCUCAGGCAAGACAACACUCCUGCGCAUGUUAGCAGGAUUCACCAAACCAUCUGCGGGCCAGGUCCUCUGGAAUGGACAUGACAUAACAAACUCGGGAGUCUUCCAGCAGUACAAGCUUCAACUCAACUGGCUCUCGCUGAAAGACGCCAUGAAAGACAGGUUCACGGUCUUGGACAACGUGCAGUGGUUCGAGGUCCUCGAGGGGAAACAGGGCAAAUCGCUGCCUGCCCUCGAGUUGAUGGGGCUGGGACGAUUGGCGAACGAGAAGACGAGGAUGCUGUCUAUGGGACAGCGGAAGAGGGUGCAGCUAGCGAGAUUGCUGGCCAUGGACCGCCCCAUCUGGUUGCUCGACGAGCCAUCUGUGGCGCUGGAUGAUGAAGGGGUGAAGCUGCUGGAGUUCAUAAUUGCGGAUCAUAGGAAGAAAGGUGGGAUCGUGUUUGUGGCGACUCAUCUGCCGAUCAAGAUGGAAGAUGCUACGUAUCUCAGGCUGCCACCGAGGUUCCCCAGAAGGAUGACAUUUGUGGACAUGCUGGAUCGUGCUGACAUUGAGUGAAAAGAACAAGAAUUGGAAUAUAGAUUAGCACUGUUAAACUUAACAUCCAAAUCCGUGUUUUUGGGUGGGGAGGGUCUAAUCCUGAGUUUCACAUCAUACCUAUUUCCUAUGAUGGUUGUUCUGUCUUUGGCUCUUGAUUCCCUUGAACAAUUCGUGCUGGAUUUUGGUUCCUGGGGGGUUUCCCCUCGUUGACAAUGAAAUGAGGAUUAGAUCGUGGAUUUUAAGAUGCCAUCUUAUCCUUAAUUAUUGAGGUCUUGGAAUGUUUCAGUACUUCAUUCUGUGCUGUUGACGAUGGAUUCUGUCCUUUUCAGGUCUUGUGGUGGAUUGGGAAAAUGACAAAUAAUAAAUUCGAGAUUUUAUCAGAUCUCAUCUCGACAUCUUCCCCUGCACCUAGAAGAAAACAAAUUUUCAAAGUCGAAGUCUUUGGAAAGAGACGGCACUAGAACACACAGUUACAGAAAAAUGGACGUCAAACGAUCUUGGACUUGUACUCUCGUCACCCAGCUAUGCCUCUGCGUUGCUCUGUACCUGGCAUUGAACAUCGGCGAGCCCCAGCAGCAGCAGCCAUGGCAGCGUCUUCCUCGUCGUCCUGAUGAUGUCAUCGUCUUUGUAACGGUACGAGGUGGUGGGUUCAGACCUUUUCAAACGCAGACCCAUCUUCUCAAACAGAUUGAGGAUGUAGUGAGGAUUUACGGAGCUCGGUUUGUGGUGAAUUUCAGUGAGCUUGGGGAGGAAGAUCCCCUGACCCGCAAGUCAGCUCUUCAAAUCACCCAGCAUUCCCUGGUACAGCUUGUUUCUUGGGCUGAUUGUUGCACUCUUACACUUUGGAGACUGCUGAUGAAGUUUGUGAUUGAUUUGCUUAUGCAGGAUCUACUGCUUACCGAGUCGAUGAAUGGCUCGGGUGACGGUCAGAAUUGGCUGGGAAGUACACUUGAAGCUGCUAAUGGUAGUAUCUGGUCUAUAGUCGUUGGAUACCACCCGAUCAUUCGUUGUGACAAGAACCAUGAGCAUUUAGAAUCAAUAAACAGUGCUCCCGAAAUUCUACACCAUAUAUUUGUGAAGUAUGGAGUGAAUGCUUAUUUGAGUACCAAUGCCUGUUCCAAUCAUACCUCUCGAGACGGUGUGGAUUACAUUGGAAUCGCAGGCCCUGAUGAACACAGUGAUGGUCCCUUUCUCCCAAAUAGGAAAUUGGGAUUGGAUCAGCAGCAGCAAAAUGGAAUGGCCGAUGGGUUCCUUCUCCACAGAGUAACCUCUCUUGAAAUGAUUACAUAUUCCACUAGUUCAGAAGGGAAGGUCCUGAGCAGAUUUGUGACCCAACAGAAGGGCAAGGCUGGCAUCUGACCUCUUACAAUCUAAUUCAGAAAGCCAAAAAAUUUCCUUCUGGAGGUCGCGAUUAAGGUAGACACUUCACAACAUAUAAACUAGAUCUUCCUGUACCUAUCCGACUCCAAACCAACAGAGUCGAGGUUUCCGAUUUUUCACAAUAUUAUACUCAUUAGGCAAUCUUCAUUAUGUAACUUGGUACGUGCUUAACUAAAGCAGAAUUGAUGCCACAUUGGGCUAGAUAGCUAUUCAUUACUACCACAACUUAGUUGGCAAUUUCUGCUAAAAGUUAUAGUAUAGUGACCACUUAUUACAAACAUUAUAAUUCAGUGACCAUUUACAGAUUUAUCCCACACAGCGGUGAAAGGGCAAAAUAGGAAGAAUCCUCCCCGCUAUAAAAGCCACAGAGCCCAGCCAUCAGGCUACAGCCAUGGACUGAACUCCGGGUACUCGCUUUGAAGAGAGAGCAAAGAACGAUGGCUUCGGCUUCGAGAGAGAUUCUCUCUCCCCCGCCGGAGCCGAUGACUUCUCCGGCCGCUGAUUACUCUGUGUUUGUGAGUUUGGUUACUGGAAUCACAGCUCUGGUUCCUCCUUUCUUCCUUCCCCUUUUGUUUCGUUCUGCCUAUCGCUUCUGCUCUGCUCUCUCGCUCUCUCUCUCUCUCUAAACACGAGGCAAUGACGAUGACAUUUGAUCGAUUUUCUCUCUUCCGCGAGCUCCCGGCUCGGUAGCGGCGGAGCCGCCGAUUCCACGGCGGGGAGACGCCGGACGGCUGGAUUCACGGGACAUUGGAUUCCCUCCGGCAACCGGUUGUCGCAGCCAUGGACGGCGGAGCUUCCGGCUUCCGAUCGCAAUUCUAAAUCCGAGCCUCCGUCUCCGACAAACUAACCCUCCGUCUCCGUACACGUGGACGGUGCUCGACCGCCUCUAAUGUUCGUAAUGGGCUGCGAAAGAACGUGGGCUAAUUUCGUGUUGCUAUAAACUAAGUCACUGGCCCAAUCGGAGCCCAAUAAGGAACUGCCGACAGCGGCCAGUGGCUUAUAUAAACACAGAGAGCUGCUCGAGAGGCAAUCACUCACUAGUUUAAGUAUGAGGCUUUGCUCUCAGUGGAGAGAGACAGAAUCGUCGCCGGAAAAUCGACAGUUUCUCCCUCUGGUCGCCAGCGAAGCCAGUGAUUACUCGCCGCCGAUGCGCGGAUCUGCCGCCACAUCGUCCGAAAGUACCUAGGGUUAAUUGAAAGUUUGGUCACUGAGAUUAUAUACAUAAAACAAAACAUAUAUAUAUGGUUUCCUUUGCUUCAUCGACCUUCACUCUUCCUCUCGCUCUCUCUCACAUUCGCCUGAGGCUAUGACGAAUGAUUCUAUCAGACUUCCCGGAGACGGAGAUAGCAAUGGCUGGAUAUCAGUUACCUGGCAUGGCGACAUCUUGGAGAGAGAGUGUUGGGACACCUUUUUUAGGGUUUCUCCGCCUCCUUUAAUUUGUCUGCAGCCAAUGGCAGCUGGUGAUUCUUGCUUCUCUGUUUUCGUGGCUUGCUUCUUAGUGUCUGAUUAAAGGCGAAUCUGAGCCUCUUAGUUCGUAAUUUCUCUCUUUUGCGAUGAUUUUCUCUAAUGAGCUGCGUCGAAGAUUUGAUAGUGUUGAAAUGUUGCAGGAAAUGGGUUUUGAGUCUAGAACCAUAUGUAGGGUUCUUAGAAUGUGAAGAUUGUGGAGACGGUGUAAUAGUGUGAAAGAGAUCUAGAUCAUAGCUUGAAAUGUGAUAAAUUGCAAUCUGUACAAGAUGGUAUCACGAUUGCUAAUGCUAGACGUCUGUUAGAAGUUCUGGAUGGAGUUAGAUGUGGAAGAAACCGUUGAGUGAGAGCUUAGCAAAGCCAUAGCAGCGGAUUGUGAUAAAUUGCAAUCUGUACAGAUGUAAAGUUGGAAUCACGACUGCUAAUAUGCUAGACGUCUGUUAGAACUUCUGGCUGGAGUUAGAUGUGGAAUAAGCCGUUGAGUAAGCUUAGCAACGCCAUAGCUGCAAUUGAGAGGCCGGAAUGGGCACAGGCAGAUGAACCCGGAGGAGGAGCUCCGUCUUGAACUUUGAUCGCUGGAGGUAAUGGUGGGUCGGCGAUGUCUUUAACAGCUAGAGCUGGUUUCGGAGGACUCAGGUUUUCCGAGUACUUGGUUAGAUUGAGCAUUUGGCCCGGGUUGAUUGGUAAGAUGGCGUACAUGAGAUCUGGGUCGUUAAGAUUCGAGCAUGGGUUCUCUGCAAUAAGGAAACAAUAAGGGGAAAUUCAGAUUUUUAUGAUCUUUGGAGGGAUGAAAGAAGGCUGCACGCAUGAAUGAAUGCUUACUCAGAUAUUUGUUUGCAGUUCCUGGAUAUUCCGUAAUGGUACCAUUGACUUGGACCAGCUGUGUGUAAGUGGCGAUCUCGAACAUGGCAUCCGAGUUGUAAUCGAAUGCAAGCGAGAGAUAUUCGUUGUUCAGAGUUGUAACGAACACAGACAAGUUUGCAGCUUGCAGUGCCAGAACAGAGUUGGUUUCCUUCCUCGUGAAGCCAUGGCUUGUUGGGAUUAUAGAGAAUCUAGUCAACGUGACUGCAUCUGCAUACUUUUUGAUUUCGUCUACUGUAGCCUUUGGUAUGUCGCUUACUUCUUCCUUGACAGCCAGUACCCUUUUGUACCCGAGAUUGCUGAAUUUGGCCAACACCGAUGUAUCGUCUGAUUGUAUUAAGACUUGUUGAGUGGUCUGUUUGUCAAAUGAGGCUUUAUGUAAGGCUGUGCUCACUGUCGUAACAACGUCGUGGCCUUCUUUCGAUGCUAGGUAUGCAGCAUUCUCUAUGUUGAUCAGAAUGCCCGGAACAGAUUUUGCCUUUGCAAAUUGCAGGAAUUGAUCGAGGGUCAUAAAUUUUCCCUCGUUCUUUACCGCUGGAUUUCUCUUAAGAUCACUGGUUUUCUCAAAAGGGGAUGAUAAUUGAGCUGAAAAAUAAAAACAUCCAUUGUGAGAAGGACAUGAUGAAGGAAGAUUGAAGCAUCAGGAAAACGUGGUGAAACCAUUGAAGAAAGUUGCUUAUACGUUGUAAGCUUUGAAUGUCACUCCAUUCCAGGUCAAAAGAAAAUAUUCCAUCAUCCUUUUGAAUUUCAGGGAUGGUGGUGGCCCGAUCAGGGAAAAUGGCUGCUGCAGUAGUAUCUACACUGAGGUCAGCAGUCGCCAUACAGAAAGCAACUCCAUCUUUACUCAUUUGAACGCUGCAAUCAAUUAUGUCGGCCUCAUCAUCUACUGCUUUCUGGUAAGCGAGAUCAGUGCUCCCUGCAUAAAUUCCACUUGCUCCCCCGUUGGUUAUAACCAAAGGUUGUCCCUCUCUGCGGCUUUCGGAGUUGUUGUACUUGGCAAAACAUUCUGUUCCACGAAAAGUUAUAAAGUUAAUAUAAAGACACAGAGAAGGCUUAACCAUCUAUUUUGUAUGUUCAAUAAACUGAUUUAGGUAAUUUUCUGAUGUGAUAACACUGCUUUAGUGCAAUUUUCAGUAAGGAGAAGUGAUCUUUACCAACGGCGUUCAUUGCAGUUGGAGGGAAAUCGGUAAUGAAACCAUCGACUGAGAAGCCCUUACUGGUGAAUUGCAGAAAGCUUCAGAGCACUAGGAAAAACAGAAGCAAAAACUGGAAACGUACCUCAACAUGGAUCCACCGUGGAGCAGCGAUGCUUGCACGAAAAUCAUCAAAUGUUGGAAUCGGAUCGAUAUCGAAGGCAUCUGGACGGCUCAAUACGCUCUGCGUUGCUGUUACGGUUUUUGAAGAACACAGAAAGAAAAUGCUGAAUGGCCUUCUGACUGACCUAUCACGUUAUUGAGUUGGUUCAUGGCGUAAUCCACGCUGAAAUAGCCCGUGACAUCUUUUCCAUUUACCUUGUACGUUUUAGUUUUGUUGGGGUACUCUACCGCUAUGCUGGUUCCUUCACUGAGGUCGAGAUUUGCCACGCAGAUUCCGACCUUGUCCAUUGUUAUUUGUAAAUUGCAGAGCAGAAUCAGUUUUGGGUAUAGUGCAGCAAUUGCAUUCGCAGUUGGAGUCGAUUGUGGGUAUAACCCCGAGAACCCGCCAUGAGCCACCACCUUUGGCUGCUCCCCUGUGGAAAACGGAAGAGGAACAUCAGAGUUUGCCAUACGGAGCUUCCUUUGGCUGCCCCAGCGUCGCCUGGAGGCGGUGCUUCGCCUGAGGGUUCUGCGCUUGCUGCUGAAGUUGCAUGGAUGAACAAUAGAACCAAAAGCAAACUCCUUGUCAUCUUCGUCUGCUAUUCCUUGUUGUGGGGAAAAGAAAGUAUGCAUUGUUAUUUGCAUAUAUUGCUUGCCUGUUCCUAAUUACUACGUCUAUCAAAUGAUCUCUCCGUCAAAAAUUUCGUCGUUGAUUCGGAAGAAAGCAGGAUCGAGAUUAUGAGUUAUCAUGUCAUGAAAUGAAAUCUUUUGAAAACGAAACUUACUUUCCAAUUUUCUGCAACGUCCACCAGAUGGACGUUCCUUGUCAAGUUUCAACUUCAAACCCCCUGAAACACUGUUUGGGGGAUCCAAAUCCUGAGCCAAAAUGCAGGAAAUUUUGUUGGUUUCUUACAGUGAAUCGGAGCUCGAAAAUUGCUACAGAAUGAACAGUGUUCGAAGCUUUCUUCGUUGAUUCUCAGGACAACAUCAUGUAUUCAUAAUAAAAACACUCAUAAAACUUCCG